AGCUAUUUGUGACAAAGGAGAACUCCUCACUACCCAGGUCGCCCAUGCACUCUCUCUCUCUCUCUCUCUCUAUCUAUCUAUCUACAAUCAAAGCAGAGAGACAGGAGAGAUUUUGAUUCAAUAUUCUUCUUAUCUGAAACAUCAAUUGAACCAGAGAGAACUUUUUCUCUAUUGGGUUUGCACCAGUAAGCCUGAACUCUCUCUCUCCCUCGCCAUGAAUGUAAUGGAUAAAGCGGUUAUGUGACUUAGGAGAGCUCCUCAGUUCACUUAGCCAUGCAGCCCACUGCUGCUGCCAUUACUUAUGCGAAUUCGGCCUGCAACCACUCCCCACUUCUCGUAAACACGGGAUGCGACGAUGGCGGCCGUAUCCAUUUCUCUACGAAUCCCACUACACACACAUUGGUGUCGUCUUCAUUGCAGCGUUGCACCUCCAUGAAGCAACUGAAGCAAAUACAGGCUCUAGUCAUCAGGGUCUUCGCCUCUGAGCAGCACUUGUACUCGAAGCUCUUGGCCUUCUGCACCACCAGCCUCGCCAGCAGCCUGCAGUAUGCGGGCGUCAUGUUUGAGCACAUUGUCGCCAUGUCAAUGGAGGACGUCGCAGCGCUGUCGGCACCGUCUUUUGUGUAUGCGUGGAACACCAUGAUCCGGGUUUACGCCAAUGGAAACAUGGACCCGGCACGAGGGGUCCUCCUUUAUGUUCGGAUGCUGGAACGGAGCAUUGCGCCAAACAAUUUCACCUUCACCUUCUUUGUUAAGGCAUCAGCGUCUUUGGGCUCGUUGCUGCUGGGCCGCGCUGUCCAUGGGCAUGUCUUCAAGUUCGGGCUCGAGAGGGAUGUUUACGUCCAGACUGCCCUGCUGCACAUGUAUGCGACUUUGGCGGAGGAGUGGGAGAGCGCUUUCCAUGUCUUCGAAAAAAUGCCUCGCAGGACUGCCGCAUCAUGGAAUACCAUGAUCGCAGCCUAUGCCCGCCGGGGUUGCCUGCAUGAGGCACAAAGGCUCUUCGAUGAGAUGCCCCAUGGGUGCAAGGACGAGCAAUCUUGGACUGUCAUGGUGGAUGGGUAUGCAAGGGCUGGGGACUUCGAGGGAGCUACCGCACUCUUUGAGGGGAUGCCUGUGCGUGUGAUGAAGACCACCGCCACGUGGAACGCCAUGAUAUCUGCGUAUACCCGAGCCUCCAUGCCCCAUGACGCUUUGUCAGUCUUCCGGCAGAUGCAGAUGGCGGGUGUGAAGCCAGACAAGAUCACAAUGCUCGCCAUCCUCCCCGCAUGUGCAGACUUGGGGGCCUUGGAACUUGGGGAGUGGCUUCAUGUCUACAUUGACAGAAGGAUGAUGACCACGCCUCCUGUUGCUGCUUCUUCUUUGAGUAACUGCCCCGCCAGGCGAGAUGUUGCCCUCAGCAAUGCGCUGAUGGACAUGUAUUCGAAAUGCGGGAGCAUUGAAAAGGCAAUGAAAGUGUUCGAGAACACGGCCGUCAAGAGCCUGGUGUCAUGGAACACCAUCAUCACAGGACUGGCACUGCAUGGCCGGGGUGAAGAAGCCUUAGCCAUGUUCAGAGAGAUGAGGACGUCAGGGGUCACACCGGACGACAUUACAUUUGUGGGGGUGUUGUGUGCAUGUGGGCACACGGGUCUCGUAGAAGAAGCAAGGAUGUUAUUGGAGAUGAUGAGGAGGGACCACGGGUUGGUCCCCAAGGUGGAGCACUAUGGGUGCGUAGUGGAUGCGCUGUGCAGGGCAGGUCUCUUGCAAGAAGCCAAAUGCCUGGUUGAAACCAUGCCUGUAAGAGCCAAUGCCGUGAUCUUGGGUACGCUGCUCAACGGUUGCCGAGUCCACAACAACAAUGUGGGGUUAGGCGAGAGGGUAUUGGAGAGGCUGGUGGAGCUUGACCCACAAAAUCCGGGCUACUAUGUGCUCCUCUCCAACAUGUAUGCCACUGCCAGUAGAUGGCGUGAUGUGCACCGAGUGAGGAACUUCAUGAAGGUGCGGGGGGUGGAGAAGAAGCCCGGCUGCAGCUCCAUAGAGGUGGGGAGCAUGGUUCAUGAGUUUGUGGCAGGUGAUCGAACCCACCCAGACACAGAUGAAAUACACCGCAAAUUGGAGCAAGUUGCGGAGGAGCUGCAUGCGGCUGGUUACAUGGCAGACACUUCGGCCGUGCAUCUAGACCUGGAGGAUGAAGAGAAAGCCGAUGCCUUAGGCCAUCACAGUGAAAAGUUGGCCGUGGCUUUUGGGCUCUUGAAUACGAACCCAGGGACCCCUAUCCGGAUUGUGAAGAAUAUCAGGGUAUGCAGCGACUGUCAUGUGGUAAUGAAGCUCAUAUCCAAGCUUUAUGAUCGGGAUAUCAUUCUCAGGGACCGGAACCGCUUCCACCUUUUCCAACAAGGUGACUGUUCUUGUAAAGACUACUGGUAAUUACCAGGGGAGCAAAGAGGCCAUCCCCUCGAAGAUUAUCAGUAACCUUAUGAAUUCUAGAAAGAGGGAGAGACACAAGCAUGGCAAUUCCUGUGUGGAAGGGAUUGUUUGCUACAAAAUAUACACCCCACACAUGGCUAGCUUGGUUGUAUGCCUUCAGUUGUGAGGCUGGUAACCUCCAUCUCUCUUAUCCCCUCCAAGCAUAAGCCUAGAAUGUAUACAUAGAGAACUGUUCCCAAUAAUAUGUUGGAUACAUGUCUUGGGUUAUGGGAAGAAUGCCAUGAAUCGUUGUAUAGAGCAGCAAACUGAGGCCUACCUUUCAGCUUAACAGAAGAAAGAGAUGGGGUUAAAAGCAAGGCACAGAAGAAAAUUCCAGGGGACUCUGCAAUUCUCGACCAUGGCUUACUCCACUGGCAGCAGUGGUGGGGAUGUCGUAUAUGAGUAGGAUCCCACUUCUUGUAGCGGCGUUUAUGGUUCGGCUCUUGCUACUGGAACCCCCAUCUAAAGAGACCUGCUAUCCUUAUUCCAAAUAUUCAUGUCAUCCAUUGAGAAUUUGAACUAUGGAACGUUGUUCUCCCUUUAUGAGGACUCCCCGAUCAACAAGAAUAAUAACUACAACAAGAACAAUAACAGCAGCUCAGUCCCAUGAAAAAGAAGAGGAGAAAAUGCUUACUCACAAUGAAGAAGACAAGUCCCACCAUGAACCCUGGGGACUCACAUGGAAAUGGUAAAGUGGAUGGCCUAUUGAAUUUGAGUGGGCCGUGUCUGACCCCAUAUCAUGGUGAUCGCGAGGAGCAACACGGCUACUGGUGACCUUCGGCAGAAGAAUAUGGUACAUAUUACCAUAGGUACGGUCAUGGCAUUUCUGCGGCUUCUGGUUAUUAGUCAGAUCAGCCAAGCAUCUUUGCAGAGGGACUGACCUCCUCUUCUCAAGACUGUUAUUAUGGAAGAGUCCACAACUAAUCAUGAAGAACACGAACAAACAGGCUGUUUAAUUUCAUGGUAGGGAGCUGAGGAGUCGAUGAAUGUCAUCUUUGGAUCUUCAAAUCUCGGUUCCAAAUAUCUAAACAAUGAAAACUCUAGCUAUGAGUAACCCCAUUAUCAUCAGGACAAGUAUGUGGAACCUUUUUGGAAAUCCAUACCAUAAAGCAUCUUACUGGUGACCAAGGGAAGUUGCAAUCUAUAUACUCUUCUUAAGAAUUGGAUGCUUCAUUCUUUCGUGCAGUUUCUGGUUUAUUGGUUCAGUAAGUUAGGCCGAGUGUGAAUGUUCUAUCCUGUAUCCAAUUGUUCUCUUUAUAUGAACUAAAGUGCUUAGAA
Messenger RNA from Amborella trichopoda, 3723 nucleotides. Its product is annotated as pentatricopeptide repeat-containing protein At3g62890. The record is from RefSeq and is a predicted model, not a curated record. Gene Ontology annotation, molecular function: protein binding; RNA binding; zinc ion binding. Gene Ontology annotation, biological process: RNA modification. Lineage: Eukaryota; Viridiplantae; Streptophyta; Magnoliopsida; Amborellales; Amborellaceae.